Molecule: messenger RNA, 459 nt
Organism: Acanthosepion pharaonis
Lineage: Eukaryota; Metazoa; Mollusca; Cephalopoda; Sepiida; Sepiidae
Source: the annotation of a GenBank genome assembly
AUGUAUCAAUGUGUAAGUCUGUCUCUUUUUCUCACCGCCUACCACCACAUAAGUCUCCCUUUAUCCAACUCUGGUGGAAGGAACAUUUCUGAACCCAUUGUCCCUGUUCUUUCUUUUUCCAAAAAUGUAUUUGUUAUGGUUUUCCUCUCUCUUUCUGCGUCUCUCUCACUUUUUCUGCGUCUCUCUCUCCCCCUUUCUUUCUGCGUCUCUCUCUCUCUUUCUGCGUCUCUCUCUCUCUUUCUGCGUCUCUCUCUCUCUUUCUGCGUCUCUCUCUCUCUUUCUGCGUCUCUCUCUCUCCCUCUCUUUCUGCGUCUGUGUGUGUGUGUGUCUCUCUCUCUCUCUCUCCCCUUCCGGGUGUGCGUCUCUCUGCCUUGUCGUCCUUUUCAUCUCACCGUAUUUUCUAUCUUUUAUCCUUUUCCUCUUUCACAGCCAGUAUCGUUAUCUUCCAUUCAUCUUUGA